AUGGCUGAUGUCAAGUGUCACUAUGAGCCCUUGCCUGUCCAUGACCUGCAGCGACUUCUCUGGAGUCACAGAUCAUCCACAGGACAUGUCAACCAAGUAUGGCCAAAACUGUACCUGGGAGAUGCGUUUACUGCCAGAGAUAAAUCUGUUCUUCGUGAACUGGGGAUCACCCACAUAGUGAAUGCUGCCUCUGGAAAAUACCGCAUCAACACUGGACCUGAGUUCUACAGAGACCUUAACAUUGAUUACUUUGGAGUAGAGGCAGAUGAUCAUCCUUAUUUUGACUUGAGUGUUCACUUCUUCCCAGUGGCACAGUUUAUAAGGGCUGGACUGCAAUCUCCUAAUGGCAAGGUGUUGGUGCAUUGCGUAAUGGGGAUCAGCAGAGCAGCCUCCCUUGCUCUUGCAUUUUUAAUGAUAUCUGAAGGGUUGAGUUUAGUUGAUGCCAUACGUACAGUGAGCGAGCACCGAGACAUCUGCCCCAACCCAGGCUUUCUUGAGCAACUGCGUCAAUUGGAUAAAACACUGGAGGCUAAGAGAAGAAGCCGGAGAGAAUAG
Molecule: messenger RNA, 555 nt
Organism: Nanorana parkeri
Lineage: Eukaryota; Metazoa; Chordata; Amphibia; Anura; Dicroglossidae
Product: dual specificity protein phosphatase 13-like
Exons: 3
Coding region: 1-555 (184 amino acids)
Biological process (GO): negative regulation of MAPK cascade; protein dephosphorylation
Cellular component (GO): cytoplasm
Molecular function (GO): MAP kinase phosphatase activity; protein tyrosine/serine/threonine phosphatase activity
Source: RefSeq, a predicted model, not a curated record